UGACAUCAUCUCCCGAGUUGCACAGUGUACAGGAUAGUUGUGCUUAGAAUUUUCAUCAAUCCCACCCACCCAACCUCAGGAAGCUAUUUAUCCAUGCCUGGGACAAUGUCAACAUUUCAUCAGAGCAUCUUCAAACGAUCAUAUAAAUCAUGACGAAAAUGAGUGGUUUUCCAGCUAGUUUCUACAGUGAGCCGGGUGUUUUAGGCCUACUAUCAAAUGGAAUUAGCGCAUUCCUUGUACUUCUCCAGAACUUCAGUACGGCACACUCCGGCAUGUCACCACAUGGGGUGGAGAACAUACUUGCAGGUGUGCAUCUCAUCCUGAUUGGUGGUAUCUGUCAACUGGUGGCAGGCCUGCUGUCUUUCCGAAAAUAUGAUCAUCUGAGCGGCACUGCCUUUGUCGGCUAUGCCGCUCUUUGGGCAAGUUAUGGUGCAUCCCGAAUCUACUUUGGCGCAUUAUCCAAGACCCCCUCAGGGCCACACCCAAUAACAAACAACAUGUCUCUGUUCGCCAACAUAACACAAUUGAAUGCAACAAUGGAAAUCCCAGUUUGCUAUUUAUGCUUGUCCCUCAAGGAGUCUGUUAUUGCUGGUCUAGUCCCGUAUAUCCUCCUAUCGGCUCUCCUUACCUUUUGUUCAGCCACAGUCAACUAUAUCAUGCCUUUUGUUUUUGGAGCCAUCACAGCCAGUUUAAUUUUUGAAGCAGCAGCUUUAGUGUCAGGUUCAUGGGCUCUUGUGGCAGCCGGGAUUUUUGAGUUACUCAUCCUGAUCUUUGCCAUUUACGGCUCAGUAGCACUGCUCAUAAAAGGUCUGUCUCAACGUCUAGCCAUCAAAGGCUUUGGGACACCUCUCUUUAAUGUCCUCCUGCUUGGUACUGCCAGUUCAGCCAAUGCCCACAACCCUGACACAGAAAAGAAGAAAAACACAAAGUACGCAGAACCCAUGGCCUUAGGUUUCUUCUGUGACACAGUGCCACCAUUUAUUCUUGCAUUUUACAGCUUUGGGUUCAUGAAAUCUUUUGGUUUGGGAGUUGCCUGGGUGUCAAUAAUCACAGGUGCACAGCUUUUCUCUAGCUACUACUCCCAUCUACGCCAAGACUGCUACCAUACGACUAAGUUUGGUUUUCAUGCCAAUUAUUGGCUGGUCAAGGCUUGGGAUGAGUUUGUGGCAUCUGUUCUGAUUGUGGAGGACACCAAAGUCACCUCAGCGAGGGACACAAUGGUAGGAAACUGGUUCUUUGUGGUGGGAGCCCUGGUGCUUUGUUGUGGAAGCCUAAGCAUGGAUGUUCUGGAACUGAGCCACAACAUGCUGUUUCUCCUGCUCACCAUCUCCACAAUCCCUCAGAUCUCCCUCAAUCACUAUUACAUAUUCUUUGGUAUAGCUUGUACCAUGUUUACCGGCGCCUCGCUGUAUGGUACCUUCUCUCGGCUCAUCAACACUACUGCAGAGAAGUCACUUAUCAUUGUUGGACCACAGCCCAUCUCCGCUGCCCAGCUGAAGAGUGUGUUGAACUGGAGCAGGUCCAAACAAGCAAAACAAGAAUUACCGUUCCAUACCGAACAGUUGUCAGAUGCCCUCUUUUACUUGUCAAAUGGGGUUGCAGCUCUGUCUGCUCUCCAUACAAGUGUACACAGCAGAAAUCCUUCAUUCCUCCAUCUGAAUGUCCCUUGGGUCCUCAUCCCUGGAGCUGUCAUCCAGGCUUAUGUCAGUCGGCUGAAAGUCACUGGAGAAAAAACGUUUGGGUCUCUCAUUGCGUCUAUCUAUGUAGCAGUUUGGGCAAUGUGGACCUGGUUUAGAUUUGCAGGUAUGUUGUUCCAAACAACAGGUGAACCCGCCAAUAUUCUGAUUUUCUUGUCAAUAAUUCUGAUCCCAACUUUUGACUUUCUAGGUACCCUACUUCAGCUUUCCACACAAGUCGCUUAUGAUUUUGCCGCGGGAGCCAUCGCAUUCCUGGUUAUCAAUUCUUUCCUCUUAUUCGGUGCUGCAUACAAGAACCUGGUCCUGUUGUUGCUAACAGCAACCAUGGAGGUGGUCCUUGUUUGUUUUCUUCUUUCAACUCUGCAGCGAUUGCCAUACCAACUCGAAAUGGCCGUGCUUGCACUCUUUUCCGUCAUUUGCACAUAUGGAGCAAUGUCAUCAUUAGUAAACAGCCUCUUUUCCCAGAGAUUACUACCAUUGGGUCCUCCAUUAUUAAAGCAAGUGAAGCAGGAGACUGUGCCUGAGCUACCGUGCCCUUUGGCAAACUCCCGACUCACCUCUGGGCUUUUGAAAAUUGCCAGCAUUCUCGAAAAGGGGGGAGUAUGCGGUAUUCCCACAGACACUGUGUAUGCUUUGGCAGCAUCCUGCAAGAACGCACAGGCUAUUGACAAAAUCUAUAACAUCAAGGACCGACCAGCAGAGAAGCCCAUUUGUAUUUGCAUUUCUAGUCUGAAGCAGCUGGUGGAAGCCAAACCUCCCUUUAGUCCUCUGCUAUGGGAGUUUAUGCGGAACGUGUAUCCAGGAGGCAUCAGUUGCAUCGUUAGCAAAGGAGACUGGCUCUUGAAACUGGGGGUCGGAGCAUCUUAUGACCGCCUUGGCACCAGGGACAGCAUCAUGAUCCGAGUCCCUGACCACACUGUGACCUGUCAUCUCUGUAAUAUCACUGGACCCCUCGCUAUUACCUCGGCCAAUCCCAGUGGAGAACCAGACAGCACCCACCACAGCAUGGUCAUCGACCGACUGGGGCACAAGAUCCAAGGUGUUCUGUGUGAUGGGGAGACUAAUGAAGUUGUUGCCUCAACAGUGGUGAACUGCCUGAAGAUCAAUGAGGAGGGCAUCACCAUUCUCAGGGAAGGCUGCGUCCCUGCAGGACAAGUCAGAGAGAUCUUUAACAGAGUGAAAAGCACAAUGGCCUGAUGGUUGGUUGGUUUGGGGCCCCCCAAAUGCUCAGGGCCCCAGGACUGUUGUACCCUCCCUUGUUCCCCCACUCUUCGACGCCCCUGUACAAGUGUAGCCAGCACGCUGUUGAAUCCGUAUCUGACUGCAGUGUUGUGAAAGGAGUGUUUUAAAAUGUGUGCUGUAGUUUUGUUGACGACCAGAUCAUAUGGGGUGUGUAAUGUAUCUUUAAUGCUUCCCUUCUUGUGCAAUUGAGCAUUUGAUUUUCCUGGUGUGUCACAUGAACUGUAUUUGAAACUACAUGGAAUAAAAUA
Phyllopteryx taeniolatus (common seadragon) is the source of this 3187-nucleotide messenger RNA. RefSeq lists its product as uncharacterized. The record is from RefSeq and is a predicted model, not a curated record. The coding region runs from base 150 to 2894 and encodes 914 amino acids. Gene Ontology annotation, cellular component: cytoplasm. Gene Ontology annotation, biological process: regulation of translational fidelity. NCBI's taxonomy places the organism in Eukaryota, Metazoa, Chordata, Actinopteri, Syngnathiformes, Syngnathidae. Gene Ontology annotation, molecular function: nucleotidyltransferase activity; double-stranded RNA binding; tRNA binding. The transcript has 10 exons.